UAGUAAUAGUACUAUAGGCUUGUUUUGUGAAGAGAGAUAGAGCUUAUCCUUAACCUAAUCUUUGACCCAGCGGUGUUUGGAGGUUGCAGCAGCAAUGCCGACGCUGAACUUGUUCACCAACAUCCCCGUCGACACCGUCGUUGCUUCCGACAUUCUCAGAGACGCCACCAAAGCUGUUGCUAAGAUAAUCGGAAAACCCGAAUCCUAUGUGAUGAUACUGUUGAAUGGGAGUGUCCCUAUUGCGUUUGCUGGCUCUGAGGAGCCAGCUGCUUAUGGUGAACUCAUCUCCAUUGGUGGCCUUGAUCCUUCUGUUAAUGGCAAACUAAGUUCCACCAUUGCUGACAUCCUGAAAACUAAGCUUUUCAUUGAUAGUUCCCGAUUCUAUAUCAAGUUCUAUGAUGUUCAGCGCUCAUUCUUUGGGUUCAAUGGCUCAACCUUCUAGAUCAGACUAGUUGUGGGCUUGGACAGGGACAAAAUCCGGCUAAUGAUCAUUCUAUCGACCGUGAAAAAUCUGUUGUAUGCAUGAUUGUAGUUAACCAAUAAACUUGAUAUAUAAAUUGUGUAGGAUUGUUAAACAAUACAGUUGUCCUUUUUAUGCCA
Messenger RNA from Arachis duranensis, 600 nucleotides. RefSeq lists its product as uncharacterized. The transcript is spliced from 3 exons. Gene Ontology annotation, molecular function: phenylpyruvate tautomerase activity. Lineage: Eukaryota; Viridiplantae; Streptophyta; Magnoliopsida; Fabales; Fabaceae. Bases 95 to 442 code for a protein of 115 amino acids. The record is from RefSeq and is a predicted model, not a curated record.